This is a messenger RNA of Delphinapterus leucas (beluga whale), 2441 nucleotides long. Lineage: Eukaryota; Metazoa; Chordata; Mammalia; Artiodactyla; Monodontidae. The record is from RefSeq and is a predicted model, not a curated record.
UGAAGGGGAAGACAGAUAUUAAACACAUAGUGACACCCUUGAUAAAUUCAUCACCAUUCAUUGAUUCUACCAACAAUCAUUUCUUGAACAUCCAUGACAUGCCAGGCGCUCUGCUAGGCACUCGAGACUCCUCAGUGAAUAAAACGCACAAAAAUCCCUCCUCUUCUCAAAUGUAAAAUUGUUCUAAGUACUAUAAAAGUGCGGGUUUGUAUAUCUGCCAACUCCUCACACUCAAGGUUUAGAAAGAGCCAACGAUUAAUUACAUUUUCACUUGUCUCCUCCUGGGAAAAACCCCAAUCCUGUUAAGCCCUGAGAAAAGGUGUCAUUGUCUAAAUCCCCCAGUGGCGGCAGGACCUAGGACCCUCUGCCUUCCUCCCCAUCUAUAAAGCAGCUCAGCCUCAAGCCCCAAGUCCUGGGUCAGCCCCUGGCCAGUGAGGAGGUCCCCAGAGGAGGCUGGGCCCAGCCUGGCUAGGGGGGAGCUUCCUGCCUCAGACCCUGCUCCCCUGCCUCAGUCUCCCUUUCCUCCCCUAGUCUCUUCCCUCUUCUCUCUUUCCUUCCUCUUUCACCUCCUUCUCCCCUGCCUUCUUUCGCUUCCUCCUAAGAGGGGACCAUUUCCCCCCAAGACCCAGACACAGCUCUUGCCCCCCCCGAAUGGACAAUGCACUGCAGCUGCCUGGAUGAGGGCAUCCCUGCCAUCACCUCCCGUAACUUCUGGAUCUCAGGUGAGCCUCCGCCAGGUGUCCCAGCUGCGCUCCAGCAGUGCCCCAGAGGCCUCAGGAGCAGUGGGACGGCGCUCACUCCCCUCUCCACCCCAGGCCUGGUCUUCCCCGACUGGGCCUGCAAAGCCGAGUCGUCCCCGGGCUCCCGGCAGAUCCAGCUAUGGCACUUCAUCCUGGAGCUGCUGCAGAAGGAGGAGUUCCGCCAUGUCAUCGCCUGGCAGCAGGGAGAGUACGGGGAGUUUGUCAUCAAGGAUCCAGACGAGGUGGCCCGCCUCUGGGGCCGCAGGAAGUGCAAACCACAGAUGAAUUAUGACAAGCUGAGCCGGGCCCUCAGAUAUUACUACAAUAAGAGGAUCCUGCACAAGACCAAAGGCAAAAGGUUCACUUACAAGUUCAACUUCAGCAAGCUCAUCGUAGUCAACUACCCUCUGUGGGAGUUGCGGGCACCGCCAUCCCUCCACUUGCUGCUGGGAGCCCCUGCUCUGUUUCGACCAGCCCUGGUGCCCAUGGGUGUACAGAGUGAGCUCCUGCAUAGCAGGCUGUCCACCCACUGGGCCAUGGCAGAGCAGCUGGCUGGACAGCGGGCCCCUCAAGGACCACCAGGGGCCUCCAGGGACAAGAAGGGAAGCAGCAGCACUGUCCACCGACUUGGCUCUGCCCCAGCCCCCUGCCGGCUCAGCCCUUGCUGCCAUUUGGGGAGCCCCCAAGACGAGCUUCCCAGUUUUGCCUCCUUCAUCCCUCCCCUGCCACCCCCUGUCCCCUCUGACUGGCCCCACCUCUCAGGGCCUUUUUUGCCCCCUGUCCCCGCAGGGCAGCACUUCCUAGGGUCCUCCAUGCCGGACACCCUGCUCCCAGGACCCGCAGGGGCUGCAGGGACCCCAGAGGCCCAGCAUUUUCCUGGCCUUCCUCUGUUGGCCGGGCUGGCGCAGGGGGCUAGGGAGAGGCUCUGGCUCCCAAGCCUGAGGCCCGAGGGGCUGGAGGUAAAGCCUGAUCCCACGAUGGAUCCCAGAGAGGGCUUCUCCUCAGAGAGGCAGGAACCCUACAUUGUAGAGGAAAGUCCUGUGUCCCCCAAUCUGGAGAACUUCAAAGCAGUGUGGCCCUUGGAUCCUCCUGAAUGGGAGAGGAAGAUGUGAAGUGGGGGGGUGUCCCCCAAACUCUAUCUCACCUCUUAUCUACCUCCCUUCUGGCUUUGCUCCUUCCCCUGGCUGGAAACAGCUUUAAAUUGUAGAACGAUCUGAAGGAACGGAGUUGCACCCAAGGAGGUGGGGGGCAUCGCAGGGAAAAAGUGAAUGUGGGGAAGGGGAAAAUUGAGGCAGAGUGCCCCCUCCCACCAAAUUGCUAAUCAGAUUAAGGAGACAUUCUUAAUCUCAACUUUUUUUGAGGGAGAAAGGGAAUGAGGUUUCCAUAGGUUUCCAUCAUUUGAAAGACCCUAUACCUGCCCACAUGAGACGGGAAAUUAAGAGUCUAAGUUGGGGAAGGGUCAGGAGUUGUUUUGUUCUCCGAGUCUCAGGGCAACUCCUUUCUUCGCUGGGGCCCUUGUCCCUCAUCAGGCUAAGGUCUCCCCUCUCUCUCCUGCCCCUCCAUGCAGCUCUCUCCGAUCCCUCUGAUUUCUGCGACAUUGGGAGCUCCUGUCCCCUCUUUUCCCCAAGACCCAAGCAAGUGGAGUCAGGAGGGAUGGGCCUCCUCAGCUCUGUAAUACUUCACUGCAGACCAUGAAUAAAA